AGAAACCCUAAAACGCUUGUACUCCGCGCAGCAUGGCAAAGGACGGAAGUGAAAAAGCCGGCGGCUUAGCAGCGACGAUUCUGAACCCUAACUGGGCCAAUCUUCAGGAGAAGCUGAAAUCCCGCUGCAACCCCAAACCCUUGCCAAAUUCAGCUACCCUCGAUAACGUAAUCCGUUCAACUUCCGCGCUCGGUAAGCGUAAGGAGAGGCCGAACUCCCAGCCUGCGGCUUCGCUUUCCACUCCUGCAAUCCUUGCUCCCACCUCCGAUGACUGCAGCUUGACGGAAGCUCUAGCUAUGGACUGCGAGAUGGUCGGCGUGAGCUUUCAAGGGAACCAAAGUGCGCUUGGGAGGGUCACGCUGGUAAAUCCUUCUACCUCUACUUGUAUUGCCUCUUCUUUUCAUUCGUUUCAGUGGUUUAUAAUAUGGGGCCAGAUAAGAGAAGAUCUGCCAAUGGAAACAUGGGAUUAUAAAAAUUUUGGGUAAUGAUAUUGUGGCAUUAUUGUACCGGUUGUAAGUGACAUUAUUGUUUCAGUAGCUAGCAUUAUUGUACCAGUUGUAAGUGACAUUAUUGUGCUUGAAAGUGAAACACUGAGACCUUUAGGGGCUGUCUGGCAACGAAUUUAUGGUGGGAUUUAGGCAGGAUUUAAGGGAAAUCUUGUCAGAAGCUCAUUUUCGACAAAAUAAAUUCUGAGAUGCGGUGAUUUCACGGACUUAUGUGGUAAUAUCUGGAUUUAUUAAAUCCUAUGAGUUGGUGGAUUUAACUUUGCCCUCUUCGGAUUUAAGGCGCGGCUCGGCAACAACUGUGGCGAUAAGCUGUGAUAAGGCUAUCUCUUCCUCCCAGUGGUCAUCUUCUUCCCUAUGUUGCCAGACAGUUUCAUUAAAUUUAUAGGAUUUAGUAAAUCUGUUGCCACCAGAUAGUUUUUCAAAUUUAACCUAUUCAUGAUUCAGUAAAUCCGGAUUUGCAGGAUUUACUAAAUCCUAGCAAGUUAAAUCUUAUCUGUUGCUAAA
Phalaenopsis equestris is the source of this 1010-nucleotide messenger RNA. RefSeq names its product RNA exonuclease 4-like. The transcript has 2 exons. The record is from RefSeq and is a predicted model, not a curated record. Lineage: Eukaryota; Viridiplantae; Streptophyta; Magnoliopsida; Asparagales; Orchidaceae. Bases 33 to 485 code for a protein of 150 amino acids.